GGCGAAACCGCGGAGACGGUAACGAACGGUAUUUCUCUUGCAGAGCUGUACCAAACUGGAAUUCUGCAACUUACACGUUUCGUCUUCAACUUCCGACGCGUAUCUUUUCAUUUCUUCAACCCCAAAGCAUUCCAGAACCCUAAAAAUACAUCACCUGCCACCUUCCAUUUUCUCCCUCUCUCUCUCUGGUCAGGAAAUAAGAAGAAGAUCCAAAAUCCUAGAAAAUGUACUCUCAGCAAAGCUCUAGAAACCCUAAUUCCCUCUAUCCAGAAGUCAUCCAAUCCAACCCAGAGCAGAACUCCCCCUUCAUCUCAACCCCUAAUCAAUCAUCAUCGUCUCUCUAUCCCACUGUCGGUUCGUCGCAGCAGCCGAUCUCUCAAUCAUCUCAAUCUUCGUCCUUAUAUCCAUCCAUCGACAUGACAGACCUUGCCGAGAACCUCUUCCCCGACACCGGCCCGCCCGCCCCUGUUGAAUCAUCGGAGCAGAUCGUCAUCAAGAUCCCCGGCGCCAUGGUCCAUCUUAUUGAUAAGCAGCGGAGUGUGGAACUUGCCUCGGGUGAAUUCACGAUCGUCAAUCUCUGCCAGGGUGGGAAUGUCGUUGCCGUCCUUGCCCGUGUUGGUGACGAAAUUCAGUGGCCGCUGGCUAAAGAUGAGGCCACUGUGAAGCUCGAUGACUCCCACUACUUCUUCUCCCUCCGGGUCCCGGCCUAUGAUGGGCCGGGCUCUGCUGACGAUAUUAGUGGCAUGGAUUCAGAGGAUCUGCUUAAUUAUGGCCUGACAUUUGCGUCGAAAGGGCAGGGGGGGAUGUUUAAGGAGCUGGAUAGGAUUUUGGAGAAUUAUAGCAGUUUUUCGGUCCAGAGGGUUUCAGGGAAGUCAAAAGUGUUGGAUGGAUCAGUGGCAAAGGAGGUUGCGCCGGCAGAGAUGGAGUCGGAGGCAAAGAAGGAGAUGAUGGAGAAGCAAUCAGCUGCAUACUGGACGACGCUGGCACCGAAUGUGGAGGAUUACAGCGGGUCCGUGGCAAGGGCAAUUGUGGCAGGGUCAGGGCAACUGAUAAAGGGGAUUCUGUGGUGUGGGGAUGCAACGGUUGAUAGUUUGAAUUGGGGGAAUGAGCUAUUGAAGAGGAGGAUGGAACCGAAUGCAAAGCCUGCGGAGGUCAGUCGUGAGGCGAUGAAGAGGAUGAAAAGCCCUGGUUAUCAUCCCAAAGCAUCAAUCUUGUCCUACUACAACUGUAAAAGGGUGAAAAGAGUAACAAAAAUGUCAGAGAAAGUGGCUACUGGAGUCUUAAGUGGGGUGGUGAAGGUCUCUGGAUUUUUCACGAGUUCUGUUGUAAAUUCAAAAGCAGGCAAGAAGUUCUUCAGUCUCUUGCCAGGGGAAAUUAUCCUUGCUUCACUGGAUGGAUUUAGCAAGGUCUGUGAUGCUGUUGAAGUGGCUGGGAAGAAUGUGCUGUCAACAUCAUCAGUUGUGACGACCGGAAUAGUAUCUCAGAGGUAUGGCGAUCAAGCAGCUGAGUUGACAAAUGAAGGCCUUGAUGCAGCAGGGCAUGCCCUCGGAACUGCCUGGGCUGUCUUCAAGAUACGGAAAGCGCUGAAUCCAAAGAGUGCCAUAAAGCCCACAACCCUAGUGAAAUUAGCCGCUAAAACUGCUCCUGCUGAAAUGAAGGCUAGGCAGGCGAAGUAGUGCAGCGAAUCAGUGAAUGGUGGUUCUUUCUUCAUGUACUAUUGAGUUGAUUGGAAUUGCAUGUUCUUUUGAUGAUCCUGUUCCGCGACCUCUUGUAAAACUCCAGCCCUUGUCUGCCAUAUAGAUUGUAGAUAUAUGUAAAGUUAAUGGAUUGAAUUGUUGUACUCA
Magnolia sinica is the source of this 1844-nucleotide messenger RNA. RefSeq names its product protein EARLY-RESPONSIVE TO DEHYDRATION 7, chloroplastic-like. The transcript has 5 exons. The record is from RefSeq and is a predicted model, not a curated record. The coding region runs from base 225 to 1676 and encodes 483 amino acids. Gene Ontology annotation, cellular component: plasma membrane. Lineage: Eukaryota; Viridiplantae; Streptophyta; Magnoliopsida; Magnoliales; Magnoliaceae.